This is a messenger RNA of Trichechus manatus latirostris (Florida manatee), 1628 nucleotides long. RefSeq names its product proliferation-associated 2G4 (gene PA2G4). Bases 182 to 1366 code for a protein of 394 amino acids. NCBI's taxonomy places the organism in Eukaryota, Metazoa, Chordata, Mammalia, Sirenia, Trichechidae. The transcript is spliced from 13 exons. The record is from RefSeq and is a predicted model, not a curated record.
UGCGCCUCAGCCCGCGCGCUCGCAGCCGCUCGUUCUCGGCUGCCCGCCUGCUCCCUUGCUUGCUCGCGCUUUCGUUCGCGCUCUCCUCGCGGAUCGAGGAGUCUCUGGCUAGAGGCUGCGGCUGGGAAGGGAGGCAGAGGCGGGGGCUCAGGGGAAACGAGGCUGCGGUGGUGGUGGGAAGAUGUCGGGCGAAGACGAGCAGCAAGAGCAAACUAUCGCGGAGGACCUGGUCGUGACCAAGUAUAAGAUGGGGGGCGACAUCGCCAACCGAGUACUUCGGUCUUUGGUGGAAGCUUCCAGCUCAGGUGUGUCAGUACUCAGCCUGUGUGAAAAAGGUGAUGCCAUGAUUAUGGAAGAGACAGGGAAAAUCUUCAAGAAAGAAAAGGAAAUGAAGAAAGGUAUUGCCUUUCCCACCAGCAUUUCAGUAAAUAACUGUGUAUGUCACUUCUCGCCUUUGAAGAGCGACCAGGACUAUAUUCUCAAGCAAGGUGAUUUGGUAAAAAUUGACCUUGGGGUCCACGUGGAUGGCUUCAUUGCUAACGUGGCUCACACUUUUGUGGUUGAUGUAGCUGAGGGGACCCCAGUAACAGGACGGAAAGCAGAUGUCAUUAAGGCAGCUCACCUUUGUGCUGAGGCUGCCCUACGCCUAGUCAAACCUGGAAACCAGAACACACAAGUGACAGAAGCCUGGAACAAAGUUGCCCACUCAUUUAAUUGCACUCCAAUAGAAGGUAUGUUGUCACACCAAUUGAAGCAGCAUGUCAUCGAUGGAGAGAAAACCAUUAUCCAGAAUCCCACAGACCAGCAGAAGAAGGACCAUGAAAAAGCUGAAUUUGAAGUACAUGAAGUAUAUGCUGUGGAUGUUCUUGUCAGCUCAGGAGAGGGCAAGGCCAAAGAUGCAGGACAGAGAACCACCAUUUAUAAACGAGACCCCUCUAAACAAUAUGGCCUGAAAAUGAAAACUUCACGUGCCUUCUUCAGUGAGGUGGAAAGACGUUUUGAUGCCAUGCCAUUUACUUUAAGAGCAUUUGAGGAUGAGAAGAAGGCCCGGAUGGGUGUGGUGGAGUGCGCCAAACAUGAACUACUACAACCAUUUAAUGUUCUCUAUGAGAAGGAGGGUGAAUUUGUUGCCCAGUUUAAAUUUACAGUUCUGCUCAUGCCCAAUGGCCCCAUGCGGAUAACCAGUGGCCCCUUUGAGCCUGACCUCUACAAGUCUGAGAUGGAGGUCCAGGAUGCAGAGCUGAAGGCCCUCCUCCAGAGUUCUGCAAGCCGGAAAACUCAGAAAAAGAAAAAAAAGAAGGCCUCCAAGACCGCAGAGAACGCCACCAGUGGAGAAACAUUAGAAGAGAAUGAAGCUGGGGACUGAGGUGGGUCCCAUCUCCCCAGCUGGCCGCUCCUGCCUCAUCCCCUUCCCACCACACCCUAGGCUCUGAAGUGCAGUUUGUCUUCUCCAUCCAGGACCGCCAGCAGAGCAGGGUCUCCCUGCCCCUAUCCCAGUCCCCCAACCCACCCCUUUCCAACAACAACCAGCUCCAACUGACUCUGGUCUUGGGAGGCCAGGCUUCCCAGCCACUGAAGACUACUUUAAAUAGAAAAAAGAAAUUGAAUAAUAAAAUCAGGAGUCAAAA